This is a messenger RNA of Alligator mississippiensis (American alligator), 6128 nucleotides long. It is a transcript of the gene CMTR1, whose product is annotated as cap methyltransferase 1. The transcript has 24 exons. Bases 170 to 2665 code for a protein of 831 amino acids. Gene Ontology annotation, cellular component: nucleus; cytoplasm. Lineage: Eukaryota; Metazoa; Chordata; Crocodylia; Alligatoridae. The record is from RefSeq and is a predicted model, not a curated record. Gene Ontology annotation, biological process: 7-methylguanosine mRNA capping. Gene Ontology annotation, molecular function: nucleic acid binding; methyltransferase cap1 activity; protein binding.
UGUGACGCACCUGGCGCGCGCGAGCUAGGAGGGAGGACCCGGGCACCUGCCAGCGGAGAAACGAAACUGAGCGCGGCGCGCGCUGGGCGGCAGUCCGCUCUUUCUGCUGCCACCUCCCUCCGCCGCCUUGGGACAUGGUAUUGGCCUAACUGUCCCCCGUUCAUUAAAAAUGAAGAGAAGAGCGGAGCCUGAAUUUAGCAGUCCCCAGAAGAAGCAGAGGAAGAGGAUAGAGGAUCUAGGAUUAACCCUCAGUUCCACUUCAGAUGAUGACGCUCAGUUUAGCAAUCAUGCAACCCAAGAGUCUUCUAGUAGCAGCAGUGGGUCUGACAGCGAGAGUGAUGAGAAGCAUCAAGUCUUCAGCAGUGAGUACAAACCGGAUUCUCUCGUGGAGGGCACCUCUUCCCGCUACUCCAUGUAUAACAGCGUCUCCCAGAGGCUCAUGGCCAAGAUGGGCUUCCGUGAAGGAGAAGGUCUGGGGAAAUAUGGCCAGGGGAGGAAAGACAUUGUUGAGGCCUCCAAUCAGAAGGGAAGGAGAGGCUUUGGGCUGACUCUGAAAGGAUUUGAAGGGGAGCUCAAUAUUGAUUGGCGGGAUGAGCCAGAGGCUGGUGCCUAUGAACAGGUGGACUGGUGCCCUGAAUGCACCACUGAAAUCCCUGAUGCCCAGGAGAUGAAGGAGUGGAUGACUGUGGGGAAGCGGAAGAUGGUGAUUGAAGAUGAGACAGAAUUCUGUAAUGAUGAGCUUCUACAGCAUGUCCUGCAGUGCAAGAGCGUGUUUGAUGAGUUGGAUGGGGAUGAGAUGCGCCGGGCCAGGACAAGGUCCAACCCCUAUGAGAUGAUCCGCGGGGUCUUCUUCCUGAACAGAGCUGCAAUGAAGAUGGCAAAUAUGGACUAUGUCUUUGACAACAUGUUUACAAACCCAAAAGACUCUCAUGGGAAACCCUUGAUAAAAGAACGGGAUGCAGAGCUGCUUUACUUUGCUGAUGUGUGUGCGGGCCCUGGUGGCUUCUCUGAGUACGUUCUGUGGAGGAGGAAGUGGCAUGCAAAAGGCUUCGGCAUGACCUUGAAAGGACCAAAUGACUUUAAGCUGGAGGAUUUCUAUUCUGCCUCCAGCGAGCUCUUUGAGCCUUACUAUGGAGAGGGAGGAAUUGAUGGAGAUGGGGACAUCACCCGCCCAGAGAAUAUCACUGCAUUCCGGAAUUUUGUUUUGGACAACACUGAUCGCAAGGGAGUGCACUUCUUAAUGGCUGAUGGGGGUUUCUCUGUGGAGGGUCAGGAGAACCUACAAGAAAUCCUGAGCAAACAGCUGUUGCUUUGCCAGUUCCUAACAGGACUCUCGAUUGUCCGGACAGGAGGACACUUUGUCUGCAAAACAUUUGACCUGUUUACUCCGUUCACCGUGGGGCUGGUGUAUUUGCUGUACUGCUGCUUUGAGCGAGUGUGUAUCUUUAAACCUGUGACAAGCCGUCCUGCUAAUUCAGAGAGAUAUGUAGUAUGCAAAGGGUUAAAGCUGGGGAUCGAUGAUGUCCGGGAGUACCUCUUCAUGGUGAACAUCAAACUCAACCAGCUCCGCAACUCCAACCUGGAUGUGAAUCUUGUUGUCCCUGUGGAUGUGAUUAAGGGCGACCAAGAAUUCUAUGACUACAUGGUGCAGUCAAAUGAAAAACACUGUAAAGUUCAGAUCAAGGCCCUAGCCAAAAUCCAUGCCUUUGUUCAGGACACGACCCUGUUCGAGCCACGGCAGGCUGAAAUUCGGAAGGAGUGCCUCCGGCUGUGGGGGAUCCCAGAUCAGGCUCGAGUUGCUCCAUCAUCAUCUGAUCCCAAGUCCAAGUUCUUUGAGCUCAUCCAGGGCACAGAAAUUGAUGUCUUCAGUUACAAACCAACACUGCUCACCUCAAAAACUCUGGAGAAGAUCCGUCCCGUGUUUGACUACAGAUGUAUGGUGUCUGGAAGUGAACAAAAGUUCCUGCUAGGGCUGGGGAAGUCCCAAAUCUACACCUGGGACGGUCGCCAGUCGGACCGCUGGACAAAGCUGGACUUGAAAACUGAGCUGCCACGGGACACCCUGCUCUCUGUGGAGAUUGUUCAUGAGCUAAAAGGAGAGGGGAAAGCCCAACGAAAAAUUGGUGCUAUCCACAUCCUGGAUGUCUUGGUGUUGAAUGGCCAUGAUGUCCGAGAGCAGCACUUUAACCAGCGGAUUCAGCUCGCAGAGAAGUUUGUCAAAGCUGUUUCUAAACCUAGCCGGCCAGAUAUGAACCCCAUUCGUGUGAAGGAAGUGUACAGACUAGAGGAGAUGGAGAAGAUUUUUGUAAGGUUAGAGAUGAAGAUUAUCAAGAGUUCGGGUGGGAUACCACGGCUGUCCUACACUGGCCGGGACGACAGGCACUUUGUACCCACAGGACUCUACAUUGUUAGGACUGUGAAUGAUCCUUGGACAAUGGCGUAUAGCAAGAACUCCAAGAGAAAAUUUUUCUUUAACAAGAUGACCAAGGACUCCACAUAUGACCUCCCUCCUGAAUCCAUUGCACCAUUUCACAUCUGCCAUUACAGCCGUCUCUUCUGGGAGUGGGGGGAAGGUGUCAAAGUGCAUGACUCGCAGAAGAGGCAAGACGCAGAGAAGCUGUCGAAGGAAGAUGUCCUGUCCUUCAUCCAGGCACACUGCCCCUGACCCCCCCCACCCCAGAGCCCAGCCCAGCCUGGACUCUUCAGGGACUGACUAGACUGGAGAGACUCUGAGACAGGAGGAGGGAGUCUUCAAUCCAGGAGCAGUGGGUCUUCCAUGGAGAAGAGAACUGACUUGCUGGCAGUCCCAGGAGUUGGGUAUUUGGGAAUUCAGAAGAUGCAGAACAAGGCUUCAGCUAUGAGACCAGUGUAUAUAGGUGUCUGGCCCAUGCAGCACCAGUUCUGAAUACCCUAGAGGAAGAGCUGAGUUCAGCUGCUCUUCUCUUCUGACCCAUUGCAUGCAUGAGGCUGAGGUGCAGGAAGCUCUCCCCAUUCCUGCUCAGACUUACAGCCAGGCUUGUGGCCCUGUGUAUGGCAGAGCAAUUUGGAGACUGCAUCUGGCUCUCUGGCAGCACAGAGGAAAUGGCAGGAUUAUGCCAGGGCUGCAGGAGAGGUGUGAUCCAGAGAGAGGUGACAUAGAAAUAGCCCUGCAGUGAUCCCAGCAACCAUCUCUGUCUCCUUUGGCCUGGCAGGCCUACGCCACACACUGGGGUGUCUCAUUGGGGAAUACUGGCUCUUGGGACAUGAGGGCUGUCUCCUGUCAGUGGCUACAGCAGUUCAAUUUUGGAGGUGCUGGGCCAGUUGCCAGGGGUGUCUCUGUGAUAGGUGGGGGGAGCUCCAUGGCACAAAUGGCUUUGGUGUGUUCGGUGCCAGCUGUGGCACUGAGACAGCAUGAGUUAAGCUGAUUCUGCAGGGGGAACUUCCUCGUACCAUCAGAAGCUGUCACCCCAAAGAAUUCCCUCUAGAUCAGUAAGUAACCACAGCCUAACCUUCCAGGUGCAAGUUCAUGAAAAAUGCCACAAGACCCUGCUGAGAUGAAGGUGGUUUUGUUGUUUGUUAGUGCUCAGAGUCAUUGCCUGGGGCUCCUGGCAAAGCGAAUGAGGGAAGAAUGGGGUUUUUCAAAGGAAAUUCAGGACAUGCCUGGCUUGUUAAAAAGGUCCCAGAGCAUUGAGAGAAUUUGAUUUUGCCUGGAGUGGAUAGUCAAGAGAGCUCCUAUUGCCCAACUAGGCCAGUUGUAGUGAAAACCAGAGCUUUUCUUUUUUAAACCUCCAGAUAGGCUUUCAGAACUCCAACGUCUGGUGCAGACCUGGGGUCCCAUCUGGAAUGAAUGCACAAAACCACAACUCUCAGAUGACAAGACAGGAUCAUGCAUGUUUCAGUGAGCAGAAACAGCAGUCUGUUUCUGGGCUGGGCUCCCAAAUGUCAUGUAGGCCAUGCUGUCGCAAAGAGCAGGGCUGACCCAUGUUGCAUGUUUUAACUUUGGGCUUCUGCACCACCUUUGGCCAGGUGUUCCACAGAGGACAGAAGCCUCCACACAAGCUGGCUGCACCAGCCAUGUGGCAAAGUCACUGUAUUUUUUUUUUUAAUUAUUAUUUUUAACAGAUUGGACUAGGAUUGCCUCAACUGUGCCUUACAGAACGCUGUGGGUCUCCUAGGAGCUAGAAGCAACCAAGCAACCAUUUAGAUUCUGACCUCCUGUCCUCUUCUCUUGCCAGUGAAAGAUUUGGAUGAAGACUAGGUCAGGCACACACAUGAGCUUGUGGGGGAAAUUCACCCCAGGCAGAGGUCAGGAAGAGGCUUAAGCGUUAAGUCCCUCAUGCCAUCAGCAUAAGUAAUGAACAGACCUUGUGCUGUUUUUUCUGUACAGAGGGGAUUUCACCCCAAAGCUGUGCCAGUACAGCACCAUGCAGUGCCAUGUAGAGAUACCCAGGUAGGCGCUGAAAGUGUUAGUUCAUGUACCAGAAGCAGUACUUGCAUGGCUGAUUUGCCCGUGCGGUUAACCUAGCUGUACUUCUUCUGGUCUCGGGUAUCUCUGCAGCAUUGUCUAAACAGAGCCUAAGUAAAUCAGUUUAAUAUCCAAGCUUGCAGCCCUUCCUGUAUCUAUACAAUUGGUUUGUAUUCAAGCAUCCAUUUGGUCAUCCCCUCAUUGCUUGUACUUGAGUUUAAUCACUGCUGGCUUUGUUACUCUUACUUUGUAACAUUGAUCUGUGUUCAGACUUGCUUGCUGUAGACUGGUGACUCUACACAGCUUUCUCAGCCUGGGGUUAAUGCUGACCUUUGGCCAUCACGGCACAGAGACUGGAGAAAGCUGAAGUGUCAGUCAGCUGUAGAAAUGAUCAGAGCCCAUGUUAUUCUUGGGUGCUUCCUGCAGAGAAACCUUCUGCCCUCACACAGGCAGAUGUUGCCUCCCUUCCAAGCUUCAGGGGAGCACGGUGGGUUGGGGAUGGGGUGGCCUUUCCAUGAAAGCCAACUACACUCUUCCUCUCUGGCCACCAGCAAGCCCAGAUCAUGGAUACAUCUUCCAAAGCAUACAUGGGGCCACAUAGUACCCUGAUGUGGCAGAGCUUAGCUUUGGUAUAUUGUGGGACACAGUAACAGGGCUCCAAUUCUUGACCCAGCAUUUACGUUACUGGUCAUUUUAGUUUUAAUGAAGGUGUUUCCACAGUACACAGCAAAGAGACUGCAGGUGGGAGACAUAGCAUCUUAAGCUGUGUCACUUUUUACAGCCUUUGUGCUUCUGGCUUUUUAAACUCUUCAUUUGUUGUUUGGUGCUUCUAACAAAUGCCCUGAGGUUGACAUAAUGCCAGCAGGCCAGUUUGUCAGAAGCCAUUCCCUUUCCCAUGGUGUUUCAUUGCAAUACACGUCUUCUGCACCCUCAGGGGCCUGGCUCCCCCACACAGGGCCUUGGCCUUCCUGUAUGGGUGGGUAUGGAGCGUAUCACGGCAGUACACUGUGUACAGUGCAGCUCUCCAGUGUAAGUAAAGCAAUGAAGGAAAUGCACUUGCCUGCAGGCUGGUUUUACAGAUGCUUCCUGAUUUCCCUUGUGCCCCAGCCUCCUUCUGCUUUUAUCGCCUGGUUUGUUUGUUUUUUAAUUUCGUUUUAUUUUUUUGGAUGCACUGAAACAGCUCCCAACCCCUUGUGGGAGGGCAGGUCAGCACAUUUCUAUAGGGCAAACAUGGAAGGAGUGCUGUUGGGGAAAGGUGUUAUAUCACUUGUCAUCUCCAAGUCCAGACACUCCCAUUCCUAUUCCUCAUCUUAGCCUGGGAGGUCAGGGUUAUGCUUCAAAAUGCCUUGAAGGAACUGUUCUGUUCAAAAGCCAGGACUUCUGAUGGAUCAGACUUCUGCAUGCCCAUUAUUGGUGUGUUACAGCAGCUCAGCCCUAGUAUGGGUAAGGGAGGGGCUUCAUCUCAUACAAAUGACUCUGCAUCAAAGGGGCUAGUAGAAACCUUGGCUUUGGUGAAAGUGGUCUGAGCUAUCCUCCCACUGGCUCCAGGGCACAAGGACAAGUGCCUCAUUGAAGAGAAUGUGUAUGUGUGUUAAUUGCACAUUGUAUCAGGCUCUAUAUCACUGUGUUGAUUUCUCUGCUUUAGUUGUCUCAGUAUUACCAAUACAGCCCUUCAGUUCACAAA